AAUUAGUAUAAAGCAAAGAAGACUGAAGCAGUGCUUGAAAGAUGAUGGGAAUGUUCAAGAAGCGGACGGUUCGUAAAGGAAAGAAAGGCAAUACGAAGACAGAAAACGAGAGAGGCCCGAAAAAAGAUAAAGGAGGAAAGACAAUCGUUGAUGAAGAUAUUGCAACUACAAUUACUGCUCCACCACCAAAUGCCUCACAACAACCUCAACUAGUUCAAGCUCAUCCAAUUGUCGAGCAAUUUGUGCAGAGAGCAUUGGACUAUGGGGUUGAGAAGCUCAGGGAUGAGUUUCGUCAAAUGGCGAAGUACACGAGACCGGAUAUGACACAAAAUGCGUUCAAUGCCAAUCAAUCGGCCAAUAUUAACGAGACAAAGAAUCGCUACGCCGAUGUUCCUUGCCAAGACCAAAAUAUUGUGCUUGUGGCAAAACCACCUGCACCGAGCGACUAUGUUCAUGCGAACUUUGUCGGAUGCCCAAUGGUCCCAGACAAAAGAUUCAUUUGUACUCAAGGACCAUUGGAUCAUACGGUUGACGACUUUUGGUGGAUGAUUGUGCAGCAGAAGGUCGAGCAAAUUGUCAUGUUAUGCAAGACAAUCGAAACCGGAAAGUACAAAUGUGCACAGUACUGGCCAUUGGCAAUGGGAGAGAAGAAAGAAGUGAAGGGAGGAAUUGUGGUGGAGAAUGUAUCUGGAACAAAACCGAUGGACAGAGACGCUGAAAUUCAGAUUACAACUUUGCAAGUGUCAUUUGGAGACCAGAAGAUGUCUGUUCGUCAUCUUCAUUGGAGUGACUGGCCUGAUCGUGGUGUGCCACCGUGCAAACUUACAAGUCUGGAGCUUCUGUCAGCUGUCCGUGGAUCACGUGUACCGAUUGUCGUGCAUUGUUCGGCUGGCAUCGGUAGAACUGGAACCAUUGUUGCGAUCGAGUACAUUUUGGAAAGAAUCGCCGAGAAUAAGCAAUGCCCACCAAUGCCGGAUCUUGUGAAGUCGCUUCGUGAUCAACGUGCCUAUUCGAUCCAGACGGACAUGCAAUAUCUCUACAUUCACCGGGUCAUGUUGAACUACUUUUUGGAGAAGUACAAGGACAAGUAUGCAGCAUUGCUCAAUCCGGAUAACGUGGCCAAAUAUACAAAAUUCGUUAAAGAUUAUAACUUCGCUACUGGACAAUAGAAUGUGAACUCUCUUACUAGUGUAGAAUAAAAUGAUUUGAGAUGAUUC
Molecule: messenger RNA, 1217 nt
Organism: Caenorhabditis elegans
Lineage: Eukaryota; Metazoa; Nematoda; Chromadorea; Rhabditida; Rhabditidae
Gene: C17H12.3
Product: Protein-tyrosine phosphatase
Molecular function (GO): protein tyrosine/serine/threonine phosphatase activity; hydrolase activity; protein tyrosine phosphatase activity
Source: RefSeq, marked reviewed